AUCAGGAAGGCAGCGCCUGGGUGAGCGAGGCAAUCAGGAGCGCGGGCAGCCGGCCUCCAGGGCAGAAGAGAAGGAAAAUGAACCAGCUGCAGGCUUUGCUAAAUGACAGUCUUAUCAGAACAAAACAUGUGGAAAACGCAGCUAUCAUCAACAUAGCAGAAAGAGAAGUCUGUGCAUCAACCUUUGGCUUUAAUGUACCACCAGAGAAUGCCUUAAACCUUAUCUAUGCUUUCUACAAGAACUUAGUGCAAAUUAGAAGGGGAGGACUCUACUUCAAGGAGAAGUACUAUAAAUGUGUCCGCGCGGAUGAGCAUUCCAUCUAUCUUCAGAAUUCAGAUGGAGGCCUGAUAGUUGUGAAGACAAAGACUUUCAUCCUGGUUGCUACUUACAGAACGGGCAUGUAUCCCAGUGUGUGUGUGGAAGCUGUGGAGAAACUAGAUAAAAUGUUGGCAGCCUAUUUCGAUUGCCCAGGAGGACCAGAAAAUCUUUAUGUGAAAGAAGUGAAGAAACCACAUCCGGGAGAAGGAGAAGUUCUUGUGAAGGUCUCUGCCAGUGCUCUGAAUAGAGCUGAUUUACUCCAGAGGAGAGGGAAGUACCCUCCCCCCAAAGGAGCGAGUGAGAUUUUAGGCUUAGAAGCAGCUGGGAGCGUGGCUGGGCUCGGACCUGGCUGCAAGGGCCGGUGGAAGACUGGCGAUGCAGUGAUGGCUCUGCUCUCCGGAGGUGGCCAGGCAGAAUACGUCACAGUGCCCGAAGGCUACCUGAUGCCAAUUCCCAGUGAUACAACUUUUAUUCAGGCUGCAGCCAUUCCCGAAGCCUGGUUAACAGCCUUUCAGCUGCUGCAUUUUAUAGGUAAAGUACAGAAGGGCGAGAGAGUGUUGAUCCACGCUGGAGCUAGCGGAGUUGGCAUGGCAGCCAUUCAGCUGGUAAGACUGGCAAAAGCUAUUCCCAUCGUGACAGCAGGAACUCAAGAGAAACUGAAAGCAACAGCAAAUGCCGGAGCAGCUGCAGGGUUCAACUACAAGAAUGAAGAUUUCAGUGAAAAGGUCUUAGCAUUCACCCAAGGUUCUGGAGUAGAUAUUAUUUUAGAUUGUGUUGGUGGCUCGUACUGGGAGAAGAAUCUCAACUGUCUGAGUACUGAUGGCCGAUGGAUUAUUUAUGGACUACUGGGUGGAGGUGAAGUACAUGGAGAUUUGCUUUCAAGGCUGCUUUCCAAAAGAGCGAGCAUCCAUACAAGUCUAUUGCGAUCACGAGACAAGGAGUAUAAGGAACAGCUGGUGAAAGCCUUCACGGAAGAUGUGCUGCCGUAUUUUUCUGGAGGAACUUCCCCUCAUCUCCAACCACUUGUUGACAGUGUUUACCCUCUGCACGAGCUUGCAGAGGCGCACAGGCUUAUGGAAGAAAACAAGAAUAUUGGCAAAAUUGUCAUCAGAAUGCCUUCUUAAUCCUAAAGAAAGGCCUACUGCGGUAAUUGUUUCAGGGACAGAAUUGUUACAGGUAUUUGACAAGCAGAGCAUCUGCCAUUUCUGCUUCGAAGCCGUAAUGAUGUCGAAAUGGAGGGGUAAAGUGGUGACUUGCAGGACGCACUUAAUAAAAAGGUUCCCGUUGCA
Molecule: messenger RNA, 1607 nt
Organism: Tyto alba (common barn owl)
Lineage: Eukaryota; Metazoa; Chordata; Aves; Strigiformes; Tytonidae
Gene: TP53I3
Product: tumor protein p53 inducible protein 3
Exons: 9
Coding region: 78-1442 (454 amino acids)
Molecular function (GO): NADPH binding; quinone binding; quinone reductase (NADPH) activity
Source: RefSeq, a predicted model, not a curated record